Chironomus riparius is the source of this 1666-nucleotide messenger RNA. Lineage: Eukaryota; Metazoa; Arthropoda; Insecta; Diptera; Chironomidae. The record is from the annotation of a GenBank genome assembly.
AAAUUCCGAAAAAUUAAUAACUUAGUAGGAUUUUCAAGAUGAAAUCGUUCGCACUGUUAUUGGUUGUUGGCUUUACGUUAGUUUAUGGACAAUUUGAUCCACACUGGAGGGCCGGAAGAAGUGUGAUGGUUCAUCUUUUUGAAUGGAAAUGGAAUGAUAUCGCGAACGAGUGUGAGACAUUUUUGGGUCCAAGAGGAUAUGCUGGUGUUCAGAUCUCACCACCCGCUGAAAAUGUGAUUAUUCGUACGCCUUCUCGACCUUGGUGGGAAAGAUAUCAACCAGUAAGCUAUUCAUUGAACACACGUUCCGGAAAUGAGGCGACAUUUGCUGACAUGACUCGUCGCUGUAAUGCUGUAGGUGUAAGAAUUUAUGUUGAUCUUUUAUUGAAUCAUAUGAGUGCCACAACUGGAACUGGAACAGGUGGAACUAUUGUCAGUACUCCUAGAAAUUUUCCUGCUGUUCCUUAUGUUGAUGCAGAUUUUAAUCCUACUUGUAGCAUUGAUUGGGGAAGUGCUACUUCCGUUAGAAAUUGUGAGCUUGUUGGACUUCCUGACCUUGAUCAAUCGCGAUCGAACGUAAGACAGCAUCUUAUUAACUAUAUGAAUCGCUUAAUUGAUCUCGGUGUAGCUGGUUUUCGGCAAGAUGCCUUGAAGCAUAUGUGGCCUGCAGAUCUCCAAGUAAUGUUUUCACAACUUCACAACUUGAACACUAACCACGGAUUCGCUGCAAAUUCGAGAGCUUAUAUGGUCGGUGAAGUUAUUGAUAACGGAAAUGAGCCUAUUAGCGGAACUGAAUACUUUGGAUUUUCAACAAUCACUGAAUUCAGAUACUCAAACGCAAUUUCCAAUUCAUUCCGUGGAAAUGAUCAAUUGAGAUGGCUUAGAAAUUUUGGAGAAGCCUGGGGAUUCCAUCCAUCUAACAGAGUUUUGACAUUCGUAGAAAACCACGAUAAUGAACGAGGUGGUGCUUUAUCAUACAAAAGUGCUAGACAAUACAAAAUGGCAGUAGCUUUCCAUUUAGCAUGGAAUUAUGGAAUUCCCCGUAUUAUGAGCAGCUUUGCAUUUGAAGGACAUGAUAUGGGACCACCAAUGGAUGCCAAUGAAAAUCUACUUUCACCAUUAUUUGAUGCAGCAGGAGCUUGUACCAACGGAUGGAUCUGCCAACAUCGUUGGAGACAAAUUUUCCAUAUGGUUGAAUGGCGUAAUGUGGUUGGAACUGGUGCUGUCGCUAAUUGGUGGGAUAAUGCUAACAACCGAAUUGCCUUUUCACGUGGAAGUCGUGGAUUUAUUGCAUUUAAUGGUGAAUCUUCAAACAUGAGUGAAUGGCUUACAACUGGAUUGCCAGCAGGUGUCUACUGUGAUGUAAUUUCGGGAGAAAAAAGUGGAACAACUUGCACAGGAAAGUCUAUUCAAGUCUUUGAAGAUUCCAGAGCAUUAUUUUCAAUUGCAACAACAGACUUUGAUGGUGUCAUUGCAAUCCAUGUUGAUGCUAGACUUUAAGUUUGAUUGCUUUAUGAUGAAAAUGAUGUAACAAAAUAAAUUGUGCAGUGGAAUCAAAUGUUUGUCUUUAAUUGAAGACUAAUAAUUUACAGGUCAUGAACUGUUUACUGUGAAUCAAUUGACACGUGUGGCUUAGCAAUUAAUAAAUUAUGAUUAUUGAUCACUGC